CCCACCUCCAUCAAACCUCAACAAAAAACUUCUACAGACCUCGAAUCGGCUUUUAUUCUUUUUAUCUAAUUAAAUCUAAUAACGGGUAGCUCUAGCCUACACAUUUUGUUUAUAUGUAAAAAUUGGACUAGAGCCAAGAAACGCGUGUAAAACUAUUGUUUCACGAUUUGUAAUUUCUGUAGAACUAUAUAUUUUAGAACCGAUUACCUACUGAAUGUUCUUUCAGUAUGACUUCUGUCAUCUUGCAGUCUAAAUAACCUUUCGUCAUUGUGAAUUGAUUUGGCUGAUUGCUAGUUGGUCAGUUAUCCGAAAAUAUAACCGCGGAUAUUAUUAACAUGGCGAAAGAAGAGGACGAUGACAAUUUGCCAGAUAAAGAUGCGGCGAAAGAAUUUUAUGCGAAGUAUGAACCGAAAGAAAUCAUUGGAAGAGGGAUAAGUUCAACAGUGAGAAGAUGUAUAGAAAAGGAAACAGGCCAUGAGUUUGCUGCUAAGAUAAUAGACCUCAGUCAGGAAUCACAAGAUGGAGUUGACACACAUACCAUGAGAGAUGCUACUCGACAAGAGAUUCAUAUUCUUAGAAUGGUCGCUGGUCAUCCUUACAUUAUUGAAUUACAAGAUGUGUUUGAAUCGGAGACAUUUAUCUUCCUGGUGUUUGAAUUGUGCAAGAAUGGAGAGCUGUUUGAUUAUCUCACAUCCGUGGUGACUCUGUCAGAGAAGAAGACAAGAUAUAUCAUGAGGCAGGUGCUGGAAGGCGUUCGUUAUGUACACAGCAAGAACAUAGUGCAUCGCGAUCUCAAGCCAGAGAACAUUCUGUUGGACGACCAGCUAAAUGUCAAGAUCACAGACUUUGGCUUCGCUAAGGUGCUCAAUGAUGGGGAAAAGUUAUUCGAACUGUGCGGUACUCCUGGCUACCUCGCUCCGGAAACAUUGAAAGCGAAUAUGUUUGAAGAUGCGCCUGGCUACGGGAAAGAAGUUGAUAUCUGGGCGUGUGGUGUCAUCAUGUUUACUUUAUUGGUAGGUUGUCCGCCGUUCUGGCAUAGAAAGCAAAUGGUCAUGCUAAGAAAUAUCAUGGAAGGGCGAUAUUCUUUCACCAGUCCUGAAUGGGCGGAUAUAUCUGAUGACCCAAAGGAUCUAAUUAGAAGGCUUCUGGUGGUGGAACCGAGCGAGCGUAUUGACGUCCAUGAAUCUUUAAUGCAUCCAUUCUUUAAUACAGUGUUGUGGGACCAGGACAUGACGCCGCUCAAGAAAUCGCUGUCCGGAACCAGCCGAAGGAUGUCCAGGAUUGAGCAAUUGUCUAUGGCAAUAAAGUCGGGAGGAUUCAAUGCACGUGCCAAGAUACGGCUUGCGUUUGUUGUGGUGCGCGCGGCCGUACGCCUGCGUCGUCUACCGCAUACCGCCGCGCAGGCUGUGCCCCUAGUCGACGCGCUCCGAGAUCCAUACACCAUGCGAGCAUUGAGAAAGGUUAUCGAUGGUUGUGCAUUCCGAGUGUACGGGCAUUGGGUAAAGAAGGGCGAGGGCCAGAACCGAGCGGCGCUGUUUGAGAACAUGCCCAAGACGGAGCUGAAGAGCCUCUACGUCAGUAACCUGAGCCGAUAGCCGCCGCGCUGCUGCUUCUGGAUGCACUUCCUUUAUACUAUGCUUUCCUGGUCCUUUGGAGUGAACGUGUACCAGGGUAGCAUCGCCAAUGAAGAAGUCGAGCUGCGACCCGCUGCUCCGACUCAACCCCACGUCCUUAAAGUGUGAUGUAGGUUAGUGAUAGAGAAUGUCAACAGCUCUAGUACCCUAGUAAUUUAAUUACCAUUUAUAUACAGUACGUAUGUAUUUAGAACAAAUUGUACGUACGUUUACGUCGCCAAUGCCAUAUUAGCAAAGACGUUACGUUAUU
Molecule: messenger RNA, 1884 nt
Organism: Papilio xuthus (Asian swallowtail)
Lineage: Eukaryota; Metazoa; Arthropoda; Insecta; Lepidoptera; Papilionidae
Gene: PhKgamma
Product: phosphorylase kinase gamma
Exons: 12
Coding region: 336-1595 (419 amino acids)
Biological process (GO): protein phosphorylation; glycogen metabolic process
Cellular component (GO): phosphorylase kinase complex
Molecular function (GO): calmodulin binding; phosphorylase kinase activity; ATP binding
Source: RefSeq, a predicted model, not a curated record